AUGGAGCAACAUUUGAAGCUUAACAAUCAAGAUGACACUUUCUUCCCUGAUCCUUGCCUUUAUUGUCGCCUAGUUGGUCGCCUCAUCUAUCUGACCAUCACUCAACCCGACAUUGUUUAUGCAGUCAACAUUCUUAGUCAGUUCAUGCAUGCUCUUCGUGUUCUUCACAUGACUGUCGCUACUUGUGUUCUCUGUUACAUCAAAGGGAGUCCCGACCAAGGCAUUUUUUUCUCCUCCUCUAGCACUCUACAGGUUACAGCUUAUACUUAUUCUGAUUGGGCAAGCUGCCCCACCACACGCCGCUCCACCACUGGCUACUUCAUUCAGAUAGGCAUUAGUUUAAUCUCAUGGCUUACCAAGAAACAGACUACCGUUGCCUGCUCUUCUGCUGAAGCUGAAUAUCGAGCUAUAGUCGUUACCACCUGCAAACUCACAUGGUUGAAGCAGCUUCUCACUGAUCUUGGCAUCUCUCAUCCCGAGCCUUUCACACUUCAUUGCGACAAUCAAUCUGCACUUUUCAUUGCACACAAUCCUGUGUUUCAUGAGUGUUCCAAAUACAUUGAGAUGAUUGCCACAUUAUGCAUGAUAAAUUCGUUUGGGCCUCCUCAAAGCUAUUCACACUUCUUCAAAUAA
Messenger RNA from Juglans microcarpa x Juglans regia, 633 nucleotides. RefSeq lists its product as uncharacterized. The record is from RefSeq and is a predicted model, not a curated record. Bases 1 to 633 code for a protein of 210 amino acids. The transcript has a single exon. Lineage: Eukaryota; Viridiplantae; Streptophyta; Magnoliopsida; Fagales; Juglandaceae.